CAUUAUUACAGAUGACUCAUAUUUGAGUACAAUCACUGGGCUUCAUGUGUAAUUAUCUUAAUAGGGCCUGUGCUUUAAUAUUUGAGCCUGUCAGGUGUCACAAACCUUUUAUGAUUCAGAUUAUGUAAAUCUGCUGUACUUUGAUUUUCAAAUGAUACUGACCCGUCUACUUCAAACACUCUCCAAUUUCCUUAGCUUUAGAGUAAUGACUAGUAAACAGCAAAAAGUAAAGUUUGGAUGGCUACGUACAGCAUUCAAGUCACCUACAAAGUUUCAGAAGAAUUAUAUAGGCCUGGCUCGGCCCUCACGCUGGGAGGAUAUGGGGCAUGAAGAAUCAAAUGAGGAUCCUGGCAUGAACAUGUCUACUGGGUCAGCCGACCUAGGUGAACUAGAGCAUGUAAGCCUUAGUACACCUCAGGGAAAACGGGCAACCCCUUCUAGGACAGAGGGUACUCCAAAAGCACACCCCUUAUCCAGGAGAACAUGCAGAUUGUUUCAGGAGCAUGCUGCAACUCCUGAAGUGUGUCUGUAUGUGUAUGUGUGCGUGGGCACACAUCAAACCCCACAGUCAGAACUGCAGUCCCCACCUGUUCACCUAACCCCCCCUGCAUCAAUGAUGCCCACUGCUGGUGUGAAGCAAAAGGACAGAACUGUGGAAAGAUCAAAGGCUAUAUACCUUGGAGCCCUCAGAGCUGCUAACAGGCUUGAUGCCAGGAAGUUAACUAGUACUGAGGACAGUGUCAAGGAGCCCUCUGCAAAGAAGUGUGUCAUAGAUACGCCUGCUGUAAAGAUGAAGCUGAAGAAACAUGAGCCAUACCAUUUAUCACCACUCACCUUUUUGGACACAGGAGAAGAAGAGCAAGUAAUGAUAUCAGAGACUAAGUGCGAGUCUCCUGAUUGGUCAGAUGUUGAAGACCCUGUCGAGUUGGAGAACUUCUCCCAGGAUGAUUUUCCGAUGAAGCAUACCAAGCAUACAAUAGAGCAGGACAUGGGACUGCAUCAUCCUCAGUCUCUACCUCCUUUAGAAUAUGUCCCUAAUCCACCUCCAACAUUAAUGCUCCCAAACUUCAAACAGCCCACAAUUAGAGUGCCAGGGGUUAACAUGAAACCCUCUUAUACCACUGUUCCUCCUAUGAGUACAGGUAACGCAAACCCACCUUCAUUGUCUUGGGGGGAGGUAUUUCUUUCAUUUAAACAAUCGCCACAUGACAUGACCUCUGAGUCCUCAUCCUCCCGGACACCAUGUCUGCCUAAUAGUUCAGCCAUAGCAUUUGGUCAGGGUGUUGGAUUACAACCGCAAAUCAGCACGGCUUCUUUGCCUUCAGAUCCAUAUGCCCUGCCCAUCAUGACUGCCAGAAUCACACACACUUCCCCAGACCACUCUAGACUGUGUGAGUACACUCCUGUUGUGGGACGCAGGUUCUCAGAGGCACAUGUGUUCUCUCCCUCAAGGACAUACCGUACUAAUGACCAUGUCACGCGUAGGACAUCUGCAGGAUCAGAACCUCUUUGGAUAUUGGACUCGGACCCAUUAAAGGCAGAUUCCUGUGGAUUUGUUGAUACCCAUUGUCACCUGGAUAUGCUCUAUGGGAAGAUGGGUUUCCAAGGGAGUUUCCAAAGCUUUCGGAUGGCAUAUGCCAACAGUUUUCCUGUGGAGUUUAGUGGCUGUAUCACAGAUUUCUGCAACCCAAGGAUUACGCUAAAGGAGGCAAUCUGGGAGGGUCUGCUGGGGGAGGAGUUAGUCUGGGGCGCAUUUGGAUGCCAUCCACACUUCGCCAAGGAAUAUAACACUGUCCACGAGCAAAGUAUCAUGGAAGCCAUGCGCCACCCCAAGACCAUCGCAUUUGGGGAAAUUGGCCUGGACUAUUCACAUAAGAAUUCUACAGAUUUUGGCAUACAGAAAGAGGUGUUUGAGCGGCAGUUGCGAUUGGCUAUUUCUCUGGGAAAGCCUCUGGUCAUACAUUGCCGUGAUGCUGAUGAUGAUUUGCUAGAAAUCAUGAAGAAGUGUGUUCCUAGAGACUACAAGAUACAUAGACACUGUUUUACCAACAGUUACUCUGUGAUUGAACCUUUCCUGAGUGAAUUCUCCAACCUGUGCGUGGGUUUUACGGCCUUGGUAACAUAUCCCCGUGCUGUAGAGGCCCGAGAUGCAGUGAGGAGAAUCCCCCUCCAUCGUAUUCUGCUGGAAACUGAUGCCCCAUACUUCUUGCCCAGACAGGUGCCCAAGACACUGUGUAGGUUUGCUCACCCUGGCAUGGGCAUACACACCUUACGUGAGAUCAGCCUGCUGAAAGGAGAGCUUCUCUCCACUGUGCUCCAAGCAGUACGCCAGAACACUACUCAGAUCUAUGGCCUGUGACCACAGCAAACCACAACUUCAGCUUGGUACUAUGGUGAUGGUUAUGGCCUGAAAGCAGUGUGUGUUGCAGUUACAACCUGUUACCUGCUGAAUGUAUGUGUUGGAGUUGUGGUAAUCUUUGUCCAUCAGUUGGCAUGCUAGCCAAACCUAUACCCAUUAACAACCACGCUUAUUUCCUGUUUUUGAUAUGCUCGUGUUGACCGAUGAUUAGUGUGUUGUUAUAAACAUAUGCCGGUGUGAUUAGUAUGCCAAGUAUGUUUUUGUUAUAUGAAAGAUAAUCUGCUACGGUAGUUUUAUUUUUGGUUUGUUUUAGUAGGCUUUAAAAUAGUUCUGUUAAAUUGCUCUAUGGAUUGAUCCUAUUGUACACUUAGUGUAUUGUCAUAUAAGGGUGAAACACUUAGGAUCUGUUCAUAAAAAAAAAAAAAAGUGAUUUUCUAUUUCAAUAAAAUGGCACAGAAGGAAGGUUCACAUUGUGGGUUUUUUUUUAUAUACAUUUAUUUAGUUAUAGCCAUAACAAUGGGGGGAAAGGAUUCUGUUACCUAUAGAACGUUUAAACUUUUGAGUGAGCUAAAAUAUUUCAUCCUCUAUGUAAAAAAUUUUUUUUUUUUUUUUUUUUUUUUUUUUGAAGUUACAUGCAAAGUUUUAUAUACAUGAAGGUAACUGAUUGUGAUCUCUGGGUAAAUAUGGAAGUUUACAGUGUGUGUGAGUCAUUUUUUGUAAGG
This is a messenger RNA of Electrophorus electricus (electric eel), 3081 nucleotides long. RefSeq names its product TatD DNase domain containing 2 (gene tatdn2). Gene Ontology annotation, molecular function: hydrolase activity, acting on ester bonds. NCBI's taxonomy places the organism in Eukaryota, Metazoa, Chordata, Actinopteri, Gymnotiformes, Gymnotidae. The record is from RefSeq and is a predicted model, not a curated record.